Dentiscutata erythropus is the source of this 630-nucleotide messenger RNA. NCBI's taxonomy places the organism in Eukaryota, Fungi, Glomeromycota, Glomeromycetes, Diversisporales, Gigasporaceae. The record is from the annotation of a GenBank genome assembly.
AUGGCGUCAAUUCGGUCUGUUCUUAUUGUGGCAAAGGCUGAAUUUUUCAAUGUUAGCAGAACUGGUGCCGUCAGAAUAAAGCAACCAACGACGAAAUUGAUUCCAACAAGAUCACUUACCAUACCCGCAAAACUUUUUCAAUUCUCGAAUGCAGCACUUAUUAAACCCAUUAACUCCUCAUUUACUCGUAGUGUAACUACUGAAAGCACUGAUAAUACUAUAAAUGAAACCAACUUGAAACCCAGUUUUCCUUAUAAUAAACAUUUCACUGCCUGGUUAGAAGGUGUUGGAAUGCUUAGAUAUUCUGCUAUUUUUGAAGGAAUGAGAUGGCAAGAUAUUAUAAACCUAAAUCGGUAUGAAUUAACAUUAAUGGGUGUUAAAGAUAUAGAGUCGGCAUGGAGAUUGGGUUCGUGUUUUUGGAUUAUAAAAUGUGAUCUUGCAAUGAAGGAAGGAAAAAAGCUACAAUAUUGGGGUGGUAAAGAUAGAUAUUCACCCGCGUUCAAGGAUAAGAGCUGGCGAGAAAUUAUCGAUAUGGACUAUAAAGAUCUAAAAGCUUUAGGUAUUAGCUCUGUCGAUGACAGAAAGGCUGAAAAUCCUAAUGAUUCUGAAGAGAUCUCUAACACUACAUAA